CAAAAUAAAGUUUUAUGAGUAGCAUUGAGAUUGUUGAUAAAAACUGGAUGGGUAAAUGGUAUUAUUGCCGAGUGCCUUAGUGCGAGGCACCUGAAAUCUGCAGAAUGGUCAUGCUAGGACCAUACAGGGUAACUUUGCCUCCCACCUCACCCGUGAACCGCACUACGCACGAGCUGAUCGCACUAACGCACAGCAUCUCUCCUCCUCCUCCUCCUCCCUACCCAGGACAACCAGCUGGUGAUUCAGGAGCGGAAGACUGGAUACCCCAUCCCUGGAGAUGA
Molecule: messenger RNA, 281 nt
Organism: Geodia barretti
Lineage: Eukaryota; Metazoa; Porifera; Demospongiae; Tetractinellida; Geodiidae
Source: the annotation of a GenBank genome assembly